Vanrija pseudolonga is the source of this 681-nucleotide messenger RNA. RefSeq lists its product as uncharacterized. Lineage: Eukaryota; Fungi; Basidiomycota; Tremellomycetes; Trichosporonales; Trichosporonaceae. The record is from RefSeq and is a predicted model, not a curated record. The transcript is spliced from 2 exons. The coding region runs from base 1 to 681 and encodes 226 amino acids.
AUGCCACCCACCAAACGCGGCAAGCACACGGAUGAUUUGAUCAACAAGCGCUUGCUCAACGAGCAUCUCGCCUCCCGCGGCCUGCCAGAGGCCACAUACGACAUCUACGACUACACGUGCCGCCGGGCACCAGACAGGAGUCUCCACGAGGCGGUCGUACGGGUGACCGACGAGUCGGGGGCCAAGCGCCAGAUCACGAGCUCAAUCCAGCGGAGUGGCGGAGAGGCUGUCGAGCAGGCGUCGUUCGCGGCCCUCUGUCACCUCGGCGCGGCCGACACCUUGGUCGACAUGAUCACCGCCGGCGGCGACGCGUCCUCGUCGUUCGGUGGGCCUGCUCUCAUCCCCGCCGCCAGAUUGCCACCACCCCCUCCCCGUGCCCCCGUUCAGAAGACGACGUUCGUGUCCGACGGCACGCCGCUCGCGAUCCACCUGCCGGGCCGCAGCAACGAGCUGUUCAGGACAGUCUUAGUGGAACACGGUGCCCGCUUGGUCGAGCUCGCCGACGCACACGUCGUCCUGCUGUCCGUCGAGCCUGGCGCCUGCGCCGUGUCCGUGCACGACCGCGACGUCUACCGGGAGGCGUCCUCGCGCCGGGCCGUUGUCCUUUCCGACAAGUGGGCCCUCCUGUCCGCCGCGAUGGGCAAGAGGCUCGGUAUGAACGAGUACAUGAUUCUCUACUAA